AUGGAGUCCAUGCUGAAUAAAUUGAAGAGUACCGUUACAAAGGUAACGGCUGAUGUCACCAGUGCAGUCAUGGGAAAUCCCGUUACCAGGGAAUUUGAUGUUGGCCGACAUAUUGCCAGUGGUGGUAAUGGUCUUGCUUGGAAGAUAUUUAAUGGAACUAAAAAAUCAACAAAACAGGAAGUGGCUGUUUUUGUCUUUGAUAAGAAGCUAAUAGACAAGUAUCAAAAAUUUGAAAAGGAUCAGAUUAUUGAUUCUUUAAAACGAGGCGUUCAGCAGCUAACCAGACUUCGACACCCUCGACUACUCACUGUUCAACAUCCGUUGGAAGAAUCCAGAGAUUGCUUGGCAUUUUGUACAGAACCAGUCUGUGCAAGUUUAGCUAACGUUCUUGGCAGCUGGGACAACCUACCUUCACCUUUACCAUCUGACAUUAAAGAAUACAAACUUUAUGAUGUGGAGACCAAAUAUGGUUUGCUUCAGGUUUCUGAAGGCUUGUCAUUUUUGCAUAGCAGUGUGAAAAUGGUCCAUGGAAAUAUUACUCCUGAAAAUAUAAUUUUGAAUAAGAGUGGGGCAUGGAAAAUUAUGGGCUUUGAUUUUUGUAUCCAGUCAACAAAUCCAUCUGAACAGGAGCCAAAGUUCCCGUGUAAAGAAUGGGAUCCAAACUUGCCAUCGUUGUGUCUUCCAAAUCCUGAAUAUCUGGCACCAGAAUAUAUUCUCUCUGUGAGCUGUGAGACAGCCAGUGAUAUGUACUCUCUAGGAGCUGUUAUGUAUGCAGUGUUUAAUAAAGGGAAACCAAUUUUUGAGGUCAACAAGCAGGAUAUUUAUAAAAGCUUUAGUAGGCAGCUGGAUCAGCUGAGCCGUUUAAGCUCCAGUACUCUUCAGAAUAUACCAGAAGAGGUGCGUGAACAUGUAAAGCUACUCUUAAAUGUAGCUCCAGCAGUCAGACCAGACGCAGAUCAAAUGACUAAGAUACCAUUCUUCGAUGAUGUGGGAGCAAUGACGCUUCAGUAUUUUGAUUCAUUAUUUCAAAGGGAUAACCUUCAGAAAUCACAGUUUUUUAAAGGGCUACCAAAGGUUCUGCCAAAACUACCUAAGCGUGUUAUAAUUCAGCGAAUUUUGCCUUGCUUGACUUCUGAAUUUGUGAAUCCUGAUAUGGUACCAUUUGUCUUGCCUAACGUUCUUCUCAUUGCUGAGGAAUGCUCCAAAGAAGAAUAUAUCAGGCUCAUUCUGCCUGAUCUUGGUCCUGUUUUUAAGCAGCAAGAACCAAUCCAGAUCUUGUUGAUCUUCCUGCAAAAAAUGGACUUACUUCUAACCAAAACUCCACCAGAUGAAAUAAAGAACAGUGUUCUACCAAUGGUUUAUAGAGCCUUGGAAGCCCCUUCAAUUCAGAUCCAGGAGCUUUGCCUAAACAUAAUUCCCACGUUUGCCAAUUUAAUAGAUUAUCCAUCAAUGAAAAAUUCAUUAAUUCCAAGAAUUAAAAAUGCAUGUUUGCAAACUUCUUCUCUUGCUGUCCGGGUAAACUCACUAGUGUGCUUAGGCAAGAUUUUGGAGUACUUGGAUAAAUGGUUUGUACUUGAUGAUAUUUUACCUUUUCUACAACAAAUUCCAUCCAAGGAACCUGCAGUGCUAAUGGGAAUUUUAGGUAUUUACAAAUGUACAUUUACUCAUAAGAAGUUGGGAAUUACCAAAGAACAACUUGCAGGAAAGGUAUUGCCCCAUCUGAUUCCUCUUAGUAUUGAGAACAAUCUUAAUCUCAAUCAGUUCAAUUCUUUUAUUUGUGUUAUAAAAGAUAUGCUUAAUAGAUUGGAGGCAGAGCAUAAAACAAAACUUGAACAACUUCAUGUCAUGCAAGAGCAACAGAAAUCUUUGGAUAUAGCUAACCAAAUGAGUGUGUCUGAAGAGGCAAGAUCUAGUAGUACAAAUAAUCAGAUUGACAAGGUAUUUAAUACUAGUGGAACUGACCUUCUAACUAGUGGAUCUGAUAGUAAAGAGAAUGAGAUGUCAUCAAAACAGAAAAAGGCAUCACUUACACUUGAAGAGAAGCAAAAGUUAGCUAAAGAACAAGAACAGGCACAGAAACUGAAAAGCCAGCAACCUCUUAAACCACAAACAACUGUAAUAACACCUCCAGUGAAGCAGACAAAAGACUUGACUGAUACCUUGAUAGAUAAUAUGUCAUCUUUGACUAGCCAUUCUAUCAACAAAGCUAAAGUUGCAUCUUCAAACAGCUUCUCUUCUGUCCCUUCUGUGGGUGUUGGAAUGGGAUUUUCAUCACCUGUUGACAACACAAAGAGAAACGUAACAAAUGGACUAAAUACUAAUAUGGGUUUUCAGACUGCUGGAUUCAGUAUGGGAGCUGGUCCCACCACUCAGAAUUUCUUCAGUGGUCCAAGUGCAAUAGCAACAACCAAGAUGAACAUUGUACCAACUGCCAAUGUGCCCAAUUACAGUCCUAUGAAUGCUGCAUCUGCAAUCUCUCCACUGACGCAACAGAACAGACCCCCAGAUAUGUCUGCUUUAGAUAAUCUUUUUGGUCCUCAAAAACCCAAAGUUAGCAUGAAACAGUUGGCUCAACAGAAAUCAAGCCAAUGGGUUAAUCAGUUUGUACCCCCACAAGGGUCCCCAGGUGCGAGCAGUUCAGUCUUGGGACCUCAGAUGAACAUGAUAGGACAGUCUGGCUUUGGUAUACAGGGUAAUCCUUUCUUUGCUCCUCAGAACUUUGCACAACCAGCAAACACAAUGACUAACAGCAGCUCAGCUAGUAAUGACUUAAAAGAUCUUUUUGGGUAAAAUGUUUGUUUUCUUCUUUCAAAGAUUGAUGAAAUUUGGAUCAUGGGUAAGCUGAUUAACAUCUUUUUUGAUUAAUAAAAGCAUGAUUUGGGGAAACUUUCAACACAGCGAAGUAAAGACUUUUGCACUGGGAAAAAGACUUGAUUUUUGCAUUCACCUGGUACUGCAGUGAAAUUGUGUAAGUGCAAAGUCAUCUUACAUGCUAAAGAUUUCCUGUCUCUUUACUGAACAUCAGAGCACUGAAGGUAGGAUGCAUAUAUUCAAUCAAAAAGAAGCAGCUAAGUAUUUCAAAAUUAUUCAGAAGCGUACUCAAUCAAGACCUAUGAAAUCUUCUACAAAAUUUUGUUU
Messenger RNA from Tauraco erythrolophus (red-crested turaco), 3138 nucleotides. Lineage: Eukaryota; Metazoa; Chordata; Aves; Musophagiformes; Musophagidae. The record is from RefSeq and is a predicted model, not a curated record.